AUGUCGCGCUACAGGAGCGUAAGACGCGCACAAGAGCAGCAGCAAGAGCAUCAACAACACAGUGCACCACCAGUCCCCGCAGUUCCCGCAGUGCCUUCCAUGCCAGCAGGAUCCGACAUGGAGCCCAAGAAAGACGCCCCUAUCAGCAGGAGCAUGAGUCGCUACCACCGCCGACCGACAGUCACGCACGCGACCACCCCAGCGCUGCCCCCUCCGCGCGCCAACGCCGUGCUGACGCCGCAAACACCCCUCGACACAGCAGCCCUCCUCGUCGCGAACACGCGCUGCGAGCUCCCCCCAGAAUGCCUCGAACCCAGCGAAACACCGCCCCCGGACGGCGAGAACGCGGCCGAGGACAGCGCGCGGGAGCUCUUGCAGAAAGAGCGCGAGCGGCAGCGGCUGAUGAAGGAGAAAUACGAGGCCGAAGCGCGCACACAGAGGGAGGCCAAACAAGCCGAGCUGGAACGGGUGGAAAGGCUGCGACGGGAGGAGGAGGAAGCUGCACUGCGGGAAGCCCAGCGCGAGGCCGAAGAAGCAGAAGCCCUGCGCAGACAAGAAGACGAGCAGCGGGCCGAGCGCGAUCGGGGCAAGCGGCUCCGCAAGGCAGAGGCCCACAAAGUGCUCCAGCAGCGAGAAGAGGAGGCCCGCAGAGUGAAAUUGGAAGAGCUCGAGCGCAAGGCAAAGAUUGAGGAGCAGAGGCCUCGCACUGCAAAGGCCCCGUCUUCUUCAUCUCCUGUAUCGCCCCCACGGCACGACACCAACUUUGGCCUCUUCAAGCGGAGGAAAGACGACCUGACUCCAGAAGCUCCUGUUGUUGCAUCGAAAGCGCCUCAGCUCGCUUUAGAUCUCGGUGACCACCGCCAGGCAGAGACGAUCAAGCCAGGAGGUGGCGGCGCAGUCCGAGGAAUUGACGCGCCAACAUCCGCUGUGAACGCUGGGGAUAGGGUAGUCGUGUGUGGCCAGAAGCGUAUCCUACUGCCAGUCACGCCCACGACUACCCCUCUCGAUUUGAUCAAGACAGCUGCCACGGUUCUGACUGAGCCAAUUGACGUCCGAACAGCAGUCAUGCAAGAGCUGUUUAUCAAAGUCAGCAUCAUGCGACCCCUGCGCAACUACGAGUACGUGCGGGAUGUCAUGAACUCUUGGGAUGCCGACAACCAGAACGACCUCACCAUCAUUGACUCGGAACUCGACGGCAUCGACCAGGACGACCUCCUUGCCUACAAAGUACCCGAAACGAGGCCAGAUGGCAUGUCCUGCUUCAUCCAGUACUCGUCACGUCCUGGCAAAUGGUCGAAACGCUACCUCACCCUAAAACCUGAUGGCCAACUAGUCAUGGCCAAGAACGAGAAGGCGAAAGAGAAGGACCAAGAGAACAUCUUGACCAUGACAGACUACGACAUCUACACAGUCACGCAAAAGAAGCUGGCCAUGGUCAAGCCACCAAAGAAGAUAUGCUUUGCCGUCAAGAGUUUGCAAAAGUCAAACAUCUUUGCCGACGAGUCGCAAUAUGUGCACUUCUUCUGCACCAACGACAGAGAUACAGCAACCAUGUUCUACAAGGCCCUACAGCGCUGGCGAAGCUGGUACUUGAAGCAUCAACUGGGCGAAGGUGCCAAGAAAAAGACCCACGCACAGCGAAGCGUCUCCGGUGCCGCAGGAGGACCGGUUGCAUCAUCUCAUACGAGGGGAGAGUCUGUGGGAUCUCACUACCAACUUGGGACCUUUUCAUCGUUCAUGGAUCUUGACGGCUUAAACAAGACAUUGGACUCGAUUGAAGUCCAUAAGCCGGGAGAGUUCCCAGACGACAAGCCUUUAGCAGGGCUCGGUGCCAACGCUAUGCACGCCCCGUUCCCUCACAUAACACGCAACAAGAACCAGCGAGACAAAGCUUGGGACCAACCAGAAGAGGAGACAUUCGCGGCGACCGGACUUCUCGGUCGAGCAUACACGACCCGUCAAAAGGCAGUACAAGAGCGAGAGCAAAAGCAAAACGGUCCGUUCACAGAUGGCCCAUCACUGAUUAGUGGCAUGGACCGUAUGGCUGCGACGAACAAUGAGUCAGGCUUGAGCCGCAGAUCUUCUGUGCACAGCACGCGCAGCACCCACCACAAGCGCAACUCAAGCGACCUCAAACGCACUGUCUCAAAGCGCGCACCAGGUAUGCCAGAACCUCUGAUAGACCUGACACCAACGUACCGCCCGCCGCCCCAACACUCCAAAAACGGCAAGGGUAAAGGCUACACACCCGGAGCUCGCAGCGGUCCAUUAGUAGAGAGCGCAACGUCAAUCGAGGAGGCAAUCGCAGUACCUCCAUCCUCCGACUGGCGUGCCCGACCAGCGACAGCUUCGCGUUACCAUGGCAACUACGGACGCACCAGGUCACUAAAGGGUCGCGGUGAGCCACUGGCCGCUUAUACGCAAAACAACCACACCGCGGCGCCAGAAGACGAUAGCGAGGCAUUUACUGGCGGUCUACUCGCACAAGCUGGGUACUCACAAGGUCCCGCCACCGCUGGUCGAGGAGUCAUGGAUGGCUCAAAAGCCACAGGUCCCAUGAUCAAUCUCAAAGAGGGUAAUCAGAUUGCGCCAGGUAGUCUCUUGUCCGCUCUGCCUGACUCGGGUGGGCCCAUCAUCGAUCGCUCGGGGAAGUAG
Messenger RNA from Parastagonospora nodorum SN15, 2655 nucleotides. RefSeq lists its product as hypothetical. The record is from RefSeq and is a predicted model, not a curated record. The transcript has 4 exons. Lineage: Eukaryota; Fungi; Ascomycota; Dothideomycetes; Pleosporales; Phaeosphaeriaceae. The coding region runs from base 1 to 2655 and encodes 884 amino acids.